AGUGUGUUGGCUGGCAGCACCAGUAGCAGUAGCAGCAGCAGCAGCAGUGUGGCAAAGGCAGCAAUGGCUGUGGCAGUCGUCCUCGUCGUGUGGUAGUCGUAGUAUAGAAAAGGUUCGACAUAGAGAGGAGUCACAUGCCGGAGGACGACUAAAGGCAAAGGCACACAACACACCAGGCAUUCACAGUAGUUAGUGUUGGAGCUUUUCACAGUCAUCCUCGUCUCGUUGAAGUCGUUUUUCGUUUCGUUUCGUUCGUUUUCGUGCUCGUGGUUGUUGUCGUCGUAGUCGACAUCGUUGUAGUCAUCCUUAUAGUCGUCGUUGUUGUCCUCGUCAGUGUCGGUGUCGGCUCUUUUUAGCAGGAUAAUGUUUCACUGAUUUCGAUUCGGUUUAGUUCAAAGGAUGACUUCUUGCGGUAAGGAAGUGUUUCGGGCUUGGCUCCUCCGUGAUUCUGUUGAUUACUGGUUGUAGUUGUAGUAGCGAACGAGUUUGAUGAUACACUUUAUAUAUCUCUACUCUCUUUCUCUGACUUUGUGAAUCUGAAUAAUACACAUUAGGUGGUGGUGGAUUUAAGUUUUGUUUUUGUUAUUUUUAUUUUUGUUUGUUGUUUUCACGUGAAAUAACGCACUCUUGAAAUCGAACCUUAACCGUUUUUGGACAUUAAACACAUUCAAAAAAUGAAACUCUGUCUGUUGAUGAUUGUCGGGAAUUAUGUGUUGUUGUUUUGAUGUUUUAAGAGAUUUGUUAUUUUGAAGAAAAUAAUUAAUGAUUGUGGUGCAUUUAAAUAAACAUAAUAAACAUCUAAGUUUAGUGAUUUGAAACAAAAAAAAAAUAUAUUAGAACUUGAUAUAAAAAAAAAUGACUGCAAAACGCGAAAAGGAUUACGCUAAAAAUAAAUCAACUACUGGCUUAGGAGUAACCCAACCCAGCGCAUUGCUGAAUUCAAAAACAAUCGGUCUAGUUACAUCAACCCAAAAUGUAAGCUCUAGUCAAGAAGUAACAAAACGCACUAACAAACCACUAAUGGAGAAACGCCGCAGAGCACGUAUUAACCAAAGUUUAGCUAUUCUUAAGGCUCUCAUACUUGAGUCGACAAAAGCGAAUGCCAAAAGUACAGAUGGACAAACCAAACAUACAAAAUUAGAAAAGGCUGAUAUAUUAGAGCUAACAGUACGACAUUUUCAGCGACAUAGAAAUCUUGAUGAUCCAACUAUAAAUAAAUAUCGAGCAGGAUAUACAGAUUGUGCAAGAGAAGUUGCAAGAUAUCUUGCAACACCAGAACCACCACCUCUUCCAAAUCUACCAUCUUUAUCCGACCCAGGAUCAAAAGCUCGUCUACUACGUCAUUUGGAUCAGUGUAUUGCUGAAAUCGAUGUAGAAAUAUGCCCACAUACAACAGCAUAUGCUGAUAGUCCUUCGAGUAGUUGUUUUGAAAUCAAUUGCGCCAAGAAACCACAAGAUGAAAACUCUUUAGACUACAGUAGUCAGGAUUCGAAUCCUUUGGAUUUCAGCAAGGCAACCAGGGUUAACAUUACAGCUCAUACGAUAUCUUCGACAUCAACUGAGCAUGUUAACAAUCAGGACGAAAAUAACAACCGUGGCCAAGAAAUGGAUGUAACAGACAACAACUUGGAUAGUCUUAGACUACCAAUGGCAACAUCUUCAGGAAUGAUUGAAGUCAAUCCUGGACUAAGUCCUGGUGAUAUUCGAAAUAAGCCCUGUAAUCUUGAUGCAUACAAAAACCUCAAAGUAAAUGACACAAGUAACGUGCUGGUAUUACCACCACAUUAUAUGCAACUUGCUGCUGCAUUGGGCCUCAGCACUCAACCUAUUGUCGAUCCAAUUGCAACUCGAACCGACUUUGAGCGGCUUAUUGAAUUAAACAGAAAUCAAUCGACGUCGUCGACGAUUGUCAGUGACAAAUUGGACAACUAUGACAAAUGUCCAAUGGAUCUACCACCCAGGGAUGAGGCUAGUGUUGUUGCAACCUCCUCAAAUACGGUUGCAAUGAUUCCAGCUACUUCCCUAAUGGCUUCCAGCUCACCCAGACAUAGUCCAAUAAUUGAACAUCAGCUGGAACAGCAGCAGCAGCAGCAUCAACAUCAGCAGCAACAACACCAGCAGCAGCAACAUCAACAGCAGCAGCCACUACAAGUACACAUCGGACAAUCAACCUCAUUGGAAAUUGAUGUUGACAUUGAAAAACCCUCAGUGACCCCGCCUGUGAUGAUAUCGACAAAAUCAAUAAACGUCGAAGAUGGCGACAGUGAUAUAAACAUGGAGAGUUCGGAUCAGAAUCAAAAUAAUCAAAACUACCUUAAUCGACAGGAGGGUGGUGUUGGUGGUGGGUUUGGAAUGUUUGCUGGUGAAUCGAGGCAGAUGGACGAUAAUAUGUGGCGUCCUUGGUAAAGAAACAAAUUCUGUCAGGACAUAAAAUAUGUAAAAAAGAAGAAAAAAAAAUGAUCUCUAGAAAAAGAGAUUUAACUUAAAUUAACAAAAAAAAAAUAUAAAUCUUUGUUGUUGUAUUUCAGCUUUUUGAGUUACUCUUAUACAAAUUUAUUAUACAUUAAACUGUGCCAAUGGAGUGUGCUAGUCAUCUCUUUAUAUGUAAAAUUGAUACUUUUUUUUCGUUCCCCAGAACCGAAAUAAGAAAUAAAACAAAAAAAAUAAUACAAUUAAACCUUAUCCACCGUCUAUAAAAAAAGCAUUUAGCGUCAUUUAAAUUAAGUG
Messenger RNA from Episyrphus balteatus (marmalade hoverfly), 2727 nucleotides. It is a transcript of the gene Sidpn, whose product is annotated as putative mediator of RNA polymerase II transcription subunit 29. The transcript has 6 exons. Gene Ontology annotation, biological process: anterior/posterior pattern specification; regulation of neurogenesis; regulation of transcription by RNA polymerase II. Gene Ontology annotation, molecular function: DNA-binding transcription factor activity, RNA polymerase II-specific; protein dimerization activity; RNA polymerase II cis-regulatory region sequence-specific DNA binding. Bases 856 to 2406 code for a protein of 516 amino acids. Lineage: Eukaryota; Metazoa; Arthropoda; Insecta; Diptera; Syrphidae. Gene Ontology annotation, cellular component: nucleus. The record is from RefSeq and is a predicted model, not a curated record.